AUGUUACGGCCGGUGAAAGGAACGGGGAAAAGGGCGCGGCGGAGCAAAAUCCGGUGGGGAAAAAGUGGCUCUGAGUACCAAAUUGUCACGCACUCGCUGUCUCAGAUCGGAUCGGAGGGGAAGGGGGAUGAGAUUUGGGCUUGUGCCACCCUUACAAGUGGGCCCGUGCCAACUGGCCACGGGGCCCCAACUCACUCGUCCACCGCAUCCACCACUGGUGAUGUAGGUGUGACAGGCCUCGCCGCCGAGGCCGAGGAGGCGCUCAAGGAGAUGGUGUCUCUGGGGUACCAGCCGGAUGCGUUUCAGUUUGGGUUGGUGGCGAAAUGCUAUGGGAAGGCAGGUCAAUUGGCUGAGAUGGAGAGGGUGAUUGCAUCCAUGUCGGACGCUGGCAUCCGGCUGGGCACUGGCGCGGCGAACAUUGUCCUCUCAUGCUACAGCGCUUGCCGUGACCAUGGCAAGAUGCUAGCGUGGCUGAAGAAGAUGCGGAAGUUGCGCGUUGCACCGACAACCAAAGCCUACAAUUUCGUGCUCAACUCCUGCCCGACGGUGGUGUCGAUGGCUCGGCAAUUGGACCCUUCGCUCCCGCUGUCGGCGGCGCAGUUGGUGAGGAAGCUCAAGUCUGCAUCUCCAUGGCCGGCAGAAGCUGAGGUGGUGCAGGAGCUUCUGGCAGCCUCGUCAGUGUUGAACAAGGCGAUGGUUUGGUCAGAAACUGAGGUGAAGCUGAACCUGCAUGGGUUCAGUAUAACUUCAACCUAUGUGCUGAUGCUGCAGUGGGUGGACUCAGUGAAAGUGAGCCGCACAUUACCAUUGGAAGUGUCUGUGGUGUGUGGUGUCGGGAAGCACAGCGAUGUCCGAGGUGAGCCCAAAGUGCGGGAGCUGGCACAAGAGGUUCUGAGCCGGAUGGGGAGCCCUCUGCAGCUGUCCGUGAGGAACAAAGGCCGGCUCAUGGCGAAGCGAGACAGGUUGAAACAAUGUCUGGCCACUGAGUGGACUUCCGUGGUGCCUGAGGAGAGCACGGAUCAGUCACCCAAUGCAAGUGAUCAGCACCCAUUUUUGCCCAAUCUUUUAAGGAAACUUGGGCAGUUCUUUUCCUCAUUUGUGCCAGUUUCCAGAUGAAUGGCAAGCUGUUUAUUGUAGAGUAGGAGGUUCAGAAU
Messenger RNA from Triticum dicoccoides, 1154 nucleotides. RefSeq names its product pentatricopeptide repeat-containing protein At2g17033-like. The transcript is spliced from 2 exons. Lineage: Eukaryota; Viridiplantae; Streptophyta; Magnoliopsida; Poales; Poaceae. The record is from RefSeq and is a predicted model, not a curated record. Bases 1 to 1116 code for a protein of 371 amino acids. Gene Ontology annotation, molecular function: protein binding.